GUUGACGACAACGCUCUAACUGAACGCAACUUUUCGUUUGACAUAAAUGUUGAAUUUCAUUUCACACAUAUUACUUUCUCACUUUGCCUUCACAGGAUUUGCUCACCCUCCAGAUGGAUGCUGCAUAGACGCUCUGAAUGCUUUCUGCUCGCUCGCUGUCAUCCCUUACUGACUUGGAGGCGCGCAAACCGUCGCGCGAUGCGUUUUGACAAGUCACGCGCGCCCGCAAAAAAAAGGCGCGCUUAAUCCGGCGGUACGUGGGAUUGGGCGGGAAGAGAGUCAGUUGAGGAAACACGGGAUUGGGCGAAUGGAAGAGUCAAACCGCUGCUGUCUAUGACUCAGAUGAAGAGAAGAGACGAAUCCACUUCACUUUACCUCAGCUGAACGGAGGAAAGAGACCUUAUUAUUGACCUAAUUGGAAUUAAUAACAGUGUGGGGCAAAUAAGGAAGAAUAUUAAGGAAUAUUAUACUAUUUAACGAUGGCUUUCAUGGUAAAACACGUUGUUGGCGGUCAGUUGAAGAAUCUGACAGGAGGUCUGACAGAAGAUAAAUCUGACGGAGACAAAUCCGACGCCGCUAAAGGAAUGACACAAGAAGAGUUUGAGCAGUACCAACAACAGCUAGAGGAGGAAAAGCAGGAGCGAGACACCAGUUUUGCCCAGAAGAAGGCGGAGAGGGCGACAGUCAGGUCUCACUUUAGAGACAAAUACAGGUUGCCAAAGAACGAGCUGGACGAGACUCAGAUCCAGGCGGCAGCGGACGACGUCGAGCUCCCCACAGAACUGGCCAAGAUGAUCGCCGAAGACAACCAGGAGGAGGAACAGAAGCAGUCCGUUCUGGGUCACCUGACCAACAUCCAGAACGUGGACAUGGGUCACCUGAAGGACAAAGCUCAGGCCACACUGGAGGACCUGAAGAGCUCCGCGGAGAAGUGCUGCGUCAUGUGAUCUCACUGCAUCCUCACACCUGGACACGGUUCUUCUGUCCUCAUCCCUGUGUCUCCUCCACACACUCAAACACACACACACACACACACACUCACUCUCUCUCUCUCACACACACACACACACACUCACACACACACUCACUAUCUCUCUCUCUCACACACACACACACACUCACACACUCACAUACACACUCACUAUCUCUCUCUCUCUCUCUCUCACACACACUCUCUCUCACACUCAAACACACUCUCUCUCACACACACACACACACACACUCUCUCUCUCUCUCUCUCUCUUUCUCACACACACACACUCUCUCACACACACUCUCUCUCACACACACACACACACACUCUCUCUCACACAUAUAUCCGGUGUGACGUGUAGGGCAGUAUUUGUUUCAUGAUGCUGAUAUUGUUCUUAUCGAGUUUAAAUGUCUUGUGUGUCUCAUCAACUGUACGAGAAUCUCACAAAAACAUGAUCGGGUCACAUUUCACAUCAUUAAAAAAUAUAUAUAUUAAUCUUGAAGGGAUAGUUCACCCAAAAAUAAAAAUGAUCUAAUUUGUUCUCUCUCAUGUUGUUCCAAACUAAUUUUAAAGAAUGUUGGUAAGCAAACAGUUUCCGGUAGCCAUUGACGUCCAUAGUAUGAAAGAAAAUACCAUGGAAGUCAAUGGGUACCAUCAACUGUAUGCUUCCCAACAUUAUUCUGUUGAACACAGAUGAUGAUAUUUUGAGGAAUGUUGGUAAGCAAACAGUUACUGGUAGCCAUUGAAUUCCAAAGUAUGGAAAAAAAAAAAAAAUUGUUUUUUUUCCAGACUCUAUUUUAAUGGUUAAAUUAAAUUAUAUUCAUCAAAAAGCAUGUCUAAAUAUUUUUCUAUAUUCCUUGUUUUGAUAAUAAUAAUUUUAUUAUGUAAUAUUUCUGUCUACAUAACUUUUAUUUUGACGAGUUGCUGUGAAGACCUUUAAAGGUCUUUUGAUGUAUUUGGCAAAUUCCGUGACUUUCUGUUGCACAGUAAAUUAUGUUUUUAUGACUGGAUUUAAUCUGCUUUAAGGGCCCUAUGUAAGUCGAUGGCGUAUGAUUUGGUGAUGAUCAUUCUUCAAAAUAUCUUCUUUUGUGUUCAACAGAUUAAAGAAAUUCAUACAGGUUUGGAACGAUUCAACAGGGAAUAAAUGAUGACACAUUUUUCAUUUUUGGCUGAACUGUCUCUUUAAUGCUCCUGAAAUAUCUUUCAUUUUCUUUAUGCAAGUGUGAUUUCUUAGUCAUUAUGAGUUUGGGGUGAAAUGUGACGUGUUUCUGGAGAUUGACCCAUCCACACCAUGCCCUGCUCCGGUCUGAAGGUGUUUAUUACAGCAGUAGUCGAACGGGUUCAUGACUUUGAGGAGUCUCGAAGGGCUUAUGGGAGCAGGAAUGGAGGAAGAACCCAGAUUCCCCUAAACAUCCACUCACACACACCGUCACAUUUGACCCUUGACCUUUCAUUGAGUGGUGCCGUUUUGUGCAGGUGGUUUGGUGUCGUCGUGAUGCAGAUGUCGACCUUUUUCUUUCUGGUUGUUCCCUCUUUUGGAGACUCAAACUAAUGAUUUGAAACGCUGUGCUGCUGAGGUGAGCGUCUGGACGAAGGGUUUUAUUCUGAUUCUCUUUCUGUGUCUGUUUGAGUGAAGACAUGCAGGGAUUUGGGUUCUGAAUAUAAGCUGUAAACAUAAAGCAAUAUUUCCAUCUCUGAUCUACAGGACAGAGCUGGUAGCCAAUUCAUGUGAAGGGUUAAACUAACUUUCCUUUUAAUCUUAUUUAACCCGUUAGAUUAUAUAUUUUUUGUCGUUUGUUUUACUUAUGCCCUUGAUAGUUGUUUCCGCUCUGGAUUGCAUAAGUAACGUAAUUACCAAUGUAAUGCAUUUAUGUAAUUAUUCCUCUGUAAUUUCCAGACCUUGCUGAUUUUUGACUGUUGAAACUGUAAUAAAUAUAUUUGUACAUAGA
Messenger RNA from Carassius gibelio (silver crucian carp), 2922 nucleotides. It is a transcript of the gene cplx3b, whose product is annotated as complexin 3b. NCBI's taxonomy places the organism in Eukaryota, Metazoa, Chordata, Actinopteri, Cypriniformes, Cyprinidae. The transcript has 3 exons. Gene Ontology annotation, cellular component: terminal bouton; SNARE complex. The record is from RefSeq and is a predicted model, not a curated record. Bases 480 to 947 code for a protein of 155 amino acids. Gene Ontology annotation, molecular function: syntaxin binding. Gene Ontology annotation, biological process: neurotransmitter transport; synaptic vesicle exocytosis; regulation of neurotransmitter secretion.